Messenger RNA from Ictalurus punctatus (channel catfish), 1562 nucleotides. Its product is annotated as granzyme B. The transcript is spliced from 5 exons. Gene Ontology annotation, molecular function: serine-type endopeptidase activity. Gene Ontology annotation, biological process: proteolysis. The record is from RefSeq and is a predicted model, not a curated record. Lineage: Eukaryota; Metazoa; Chordata; Actinopteri; Siluriformes; Ictaluridae. Bases 195 to 959 code for a protein of 254 amino acids.
CUAUAAAAUCUAAAGUUUGUACUAAAAAAAACAAGACAUUUGCACAGUACUGUACAAAGUUAUGCUUCAAGGAUUUAACAGAGCUUCACUUAAAGCAGAAAAGGUUGAACACUAUUGCCUAAAAAAGAAAACCACAAUAAGUGGUCAUGCAAUGAGUCUGUGUGCAAGAUGCACAUCUUUCACUCUGUGGCAGGAUGAAGGCAUUGCACAUACUGCUGCUUACUGCAGCUUUCAGCAUCCACACGUUUAAAGCCACACGUCGAGAGGAAAUCAUCAAUGGCAAGAAAGCCAGGAAGAACUCUUUGCAGUACAUGGCAUCUGUGCAGUUGAAUAACAAGCACAAAUGUGGAGGAUUCCUCAUAAGCCCCAGCUACGUGCUCACUGCUGCCCACUGUGGCACAGAUAACCUUAGCGUGGUCCUCGGAACUCACAACAUUGAUGAGAAAAGGAAUACGCUGAGAAGAUAUGUAGUGAAAAGCAUGCACAUUCACCCAUCAUACAAGGAAAACCCACGUUAUGGGUCUGACAUCAUGCUCCUGAAGAUUUCAGAGCAAGUCAAUAAUAAAGAUGUGAAGGUUGCCAAAAUCCCAAACAAGCACCAACGGGUCAAGCCCAACAUUAAGUGCCAGGUUGCAGGAUGGGGAAAAAAUGGAAAACAGCAAAUGGUGAAUGACCUCAUGGUGGCUGAUGUUUCAACCAUACAUAUCGACGUCUGUAAGAAGCAGUGGGCCAAAGUGUUUCCACUCCCACCAAAUGUUCUGUGUGCAGGAGGCUACAAAACCAAAAGUGGAGCCUGCCAGGGUGAUUCUGGUGGGCCUCUGGUGUGCGGUCGUCUUGCAGUGGGCAUUGUGUCCUUCAAUUUAAAUAAAAAUUGUAACUAUCCAAAUGUACCAAAUGUCUACACUGCGAUUUCAGCUUACGCAGAUUGGAUUGACAAAGUGAUCAAAAGAGAUGCUUAAGGUGUAUUUUUUCCAUGUGUUGCUUAAUUUGAUAUCAUUUGAUUGCUUCAAAAUUUGUCAUUCUUAAAUAAAUAUACAGAGGCAGAAAAAAGUGAUUUCUUGAUUUUUCUUAACAGUCACAACUAAAAGCUGUUUCUGAUGCUUCUCCCUUGUUAACUGAAAGGUAAUAUGAAGUUCUCAAGUACGAUUUUUCCCCCUACUACUGUCAUCACUUGAUUAACAAAAAUAAAAGAAGCCCAAAUUCUUAAGAAAGGUGGGACAAAGUUCUGUUUUAAUGAGAUAAUAGUCUGACUCUAACAGAAACCUCACACUCAGACUGGAGAGCUGUUCUGCAGAAACCACACUAAAGUCAAACCACCACAGCACAAAACCUUUAAACACCUUUUAGGAGUAGGUGAAAAGCAAUUAUUUAAUCACAUAUAGACUCUCAUGUUAGUAUAUAAACAGAACAAUUGUUAUUAUGUGGUAUGUUAUUGCACUUGUAUCACUGUUGGUAUAUUAACAGCCACAUUCUGGCUGUGUGUAAUCUGCCAUUUGUUCUUAUAGCACUGCAUGAGCUCUCAUACUGGGCAUAUUUCAGACAAUUCACACAGUGCACAGAAU